GGAAGAGGAGCAUUGCGGAGGCAGUGGAGGCGGUGGUGAAGUCACACCUGGCAGUACGCGCGCGCGUGGCGCGUGAUGCCCCGGACCCCACCCCCUGCCUCUGUCCACCAGGACCCCAGGGCAAGAGGGGGAGGAGAGGACGGAGAGGAGAAGCAGGGCCACCUGGAAAACCGGGCCCCAAAGGAGAUCUCGGUCCCAGAGGGGAGAGAGGGUACAAGGGCGACCAAGGAGAGUCUGGACCGAGGAUGGUUUUUCCUCGCGCCAACGCUGGGUUCCUGACAAGCGACCAGCAGAUCAUCAAGCGACACUUCUUUAAGGGUGACCCCGGGGUGAGUGGCCCCCCCGGCCCCCCCGGCCCCCCCGGGCCCCCUGGGCCAAGGGGCCCCCCAGGAGACACCGGCAAAGACGGACCCCGAGGGAGCCCAGGCACCCCGGGUUCAAAUGGAACUCCAGGCGCUCAGGGCCCCAUUGGUGAGCUGGGUCUCCCUGGUAUCCAGGGCCCCCCCGGCCCCGUGGGCCCCCCUGGACUCAAGGGCGACAUGGGAGAGACAGGAGAGUUGGGUCUGUCUGGGCCACCUGGAGAAAAGGGAGAUGCUGGAGUCCCUGGGCUACUGGGAGUUGUCGGGCCCAGGGGUUUGGUUGGGCCCAAGGGUGAGCCCGGCUCUGUGCACGUGCUGGAGGGAGAGGCAGGGGUACGCGUGGUGCAGGGCCCCCCAGGCCUCCCGGGACUCCAGGGCCCCGUGGGAGAGAAGGGAGACGCUGGCCCGGAGGGGGCCCUGGGGCCCUCCGGUCCCAAAGGCGAUAAGGGAGACUUCGGGAUAUCAGGCCUUCCUGGACCCAAGGGCGAGCACGGAUUGGACGGGGAGAAGGGACGCGACGGGGAGGUGGGGGCCAAGGGGGAGCGGGGCCCCCUGGGGCUCCCGGUGAGAGACCACGUGAUGCACACACGUCACAAUAGCAGUGCUGGAGCAAUCCGAUGAGCCACUAAGCCAGGGGUGGGCACAUGUUUUGACUCGCGGGCCACAGUGGGUUCUAGAAUUCGACAGAGGGGCCGGGCCAGGAGCAGAUGGACGGAGUGUAAAUGUGUGAACUAAUAUAAAUGACGUGUCAAAAAUCAUUACGUGAAAGGAUUUGGCCUUCAACAGGUAGCAAAGCGUUUAUUUGCGAGGCAAUUGAACAAAUUGCUCGAACACGGACUGAUCAAACAUCACGAAAACAUCUGAGGCUUGCGCCCAAACCAAUCACCACACUCCCGGUUUAAAGUGCGCCAUCUAAUGUGGGAAUGGCGGCAUGGCAGGAGAAAGGAAAAAAUUAAUAAUAAUAAUGAUAAUAAUAUUACUUGGACAAGUUCGGCGAGCCGGAUUAAAAAGACCAACGGGCCGUACGUUGCCCGUGUCUGUACUAAGCUCCUUUUUCACGAAUGUCCGGUUUGGGGCGGGUAAGAUCGUUACAACAACAAGCAGUACAAACGAACAAAAUCACGAGGAGAGAGUGCGGAGUACGCAAAAGGUCAACAACAUCACCCGAACACAAACAAAUACGACGAAGCCAUCCCCAUCCUACAAAGUUCCCCCGUAGGAUAGCUUCCAACAAAGAUUGUUCGGGCAAGUGCUGUUCACGAGCGGCACCUGUGAAGGCCGGCACGGCACGCGAAUGGGGUGCGUGGCAAACACCAAGGACCAAGCCCCGGCCGCCUUUGUCUCCCCCAGUGCUGCUGUUUCCUACACACACCGCACCAGGUACUCAUUUUAAGGCUGAGUCGACCUCGCGGAAGCCCAGGGGACCGGGUUCAGAUGAUAGUCACGUGAUCGGGAAUCGAACUACGGGUCGCUGGAUUCGUAGCGCAGCACACGAACCACUACGACUGCCGCUCCACUGGUCUCCGCGUACACAACAACAACAACAAGUGCCAGGCUAUGUGCACGUUGAGGCCACGUGAC
Messenger RNA from Petromyzon marinus (sea lamprey), 1940 nucleotides. NCBI's taxonomy places the organism in Eukaryota, Metazoa, Chordata, Hyperoartia, Petromyzontiformes, Petromyzontidae. The record is from RefSeq and is a predicted model, not a curated record.